GGCCUGGGCUCCUUCCAGUCGGCAGUGUGGUGCGGGCGAGUUCACAUCCGGUCGGAGCUCCCGGGGAGUGGGAGAGAAAAGGACAGUAGGAAGGAGGGCACCGUCAACGGAGUGCUUUCCGCGGCCUUUCCCUCUUCACUAGGGGCCCCGGGAAGAUGAGCGGGAUUCCGUGCCGACUCCGCUGCUGGCGUGUCCGGUGUGACCGGCGCUUCCUCUUUCUCUCCAGCUUCGGCCGCCUUCCGGGCUCCGGGCCGCCGCCUCUUCCUCCUACUGGCUCCGGGAGCAUCGCCCACCCCGGGUGGCGGCGUUGGUCAUCGAGAUCGGAGAGCCCGAUGAACGUGUUUGACAGAAAGAUGAAGCGGCGGCAGAAAAAUUGGGCGUCCUCCAUCCCCGGGAGCGAGAGAUAUGAUUAUCUGAAAGAGGAGGUUGGAAGCAGAGUUGUGGACCGUGUUUUUGAUAUUGUAAGAACCUUUCCCCUUGCAUUGGACAUUGGGUGCGGAAAAGGCUAUAUAGCAGAAAAUCUAAACAAGGAAACAGUUCAAACACUCUUUCAAGUUGAUAUUGCAGAGAAUGUUUUGAAACACCCAAUUGAGACUGAAAUUCCCACCUAUCGUGUCUUAGCAGAUGAAGAGUUUCUUCCCUUCAAGGAAAAUACAUUUGACCUAAUUCUUAGCAGUUUAAGUUUGCAUUGGGUUAAUGACCUCCCUCGUGCAUUCAAACAGAUUCACUCUUCCUUGAAACCAGAUGGAGUGUUUAUUGGUGCCAUGAUGGGAGGGGAGACCCUAUAUGAACUUCGUUGCUCUCUACAACUGGCAGAACUGGAGCGUGAAGGAGGAUUUGCACCCCACAUAUCACCAUUUACUGCUGUUACAGACUUAGGAAAUCUGUUGGAGCAAGCAGGAUUUACCAUGCUAACUGUGGACAUUGAUGAGAUCCUGGUCAACUAUCCGGGAAUCUUUGAAAUAAUGGAGGACUUGCAAGGUAUGGGAGAGAGCAAUUGUGCUUGGUCCAGGAAACCUUUGUUGCACAGGGACACGAUGCUGGCAGCUGCAGCAAUUUACAAAGAGAUGUAUGGAAAUGACAAUGGGUCUGUGCCAGCAACGUUUCAGAUUCUGUACAUGAUUGGCUGGAAACCCCAUGAGUCUCAGGCUAAGCCAGCACGGAGAGGCUCCGCUACAUUAUCAUUUGGUGAUUUAGGGAAUAUAUCCAAACUGAUGACAAAGAAGGAUAAAUAGAGCUUUAAAUAAUUGUAAACAGAACCUUUUAUAUUGAAGUAACAACAGAAUGCCAAAUUUGGUCUGCAUAAAUGUAAACAAUAAAGAAUGUAUAUGGUCCUUUC
Molecule: messenger RNA, 1339 nt
Organism: Rhincodon typus (whale shark)
Lineage: Eukaryota; Metazoa; Chordata; Chondrichthyes; Orectolobiformes; Rhincodontidae
Gene: ndufaf5
Product: NADH:ubiquinone oxidoreductase complex assembly factor 5
Exons: 11
Coding region: 156-1235 (359 amino acids)
Biological process (GO): mitochondrial respiratory chain complex I assembly
Cellular component (GO): mitochondrion
Molecular function (GO): S-adenosylmethionine-dependent methyltransferase activity
Source: RefSeq, a predicted model, not a curated record